Molecule: messenger RNA, 153 nt
Organism: Angiostrongylus costaricensis
Lineage: Eukaryota; Metazoa; Nematoda; Chromadorea; Rhabditida; Metastrongylidae
Source: the annotation of a GenBank genome assembly
AUGGCUGAUAGCAACGGCGUGAUAAUCGACAUGAUGCUUCGGUUGUACAAAAAACAACCAGCAGAAACGCAGCUGAUUGAUAUCCGUGUUGAAUGCCCCGUUUUCAAACCAAGUCGUAUCCGUGUCGACGGCCAAUGGUAUAAUAUUGUUUGA